Molecule: messenger RNA, 2531 nt
Organism: Ricinus communis (castor bean)
Lineage: Eukaryota; Viridiplantae; Streptophyta; Magnoliopsida; Malpighiales; Euphorbiaceae
Product: protein Hook homolog 3
Exons: 18
Coding region: 152-2128 (658 amino acids)
Source: RefSeq, a predicted model, not a curated record
GAAAGGAGAGAGAAGGCUCUCUUCCUAUCUCUCUCACUCAUAAGCAAAACUCAGUUCCUGUUUUUGUUUUGGCCCUUCAAUUCACUUAUUUCUUUUGUUAAAUUAGCUAUCUUUGCUUCCUAUUUCCAACAUCUCUCUAUUAUUUUCAGACAUGGAUCUGAAGGUAAGUGGAAAUGAGUCCUUGAUAGCUCGCAUUCAACAACUGGAGCAUGAGCGUGAUGAGUUACAUAAAGAUAUAGAGCAAUUGUGCAUGCAGCAAGCUGGACCAAGCUACCUUGCUGUGGCUACCAAAAUGCAUUUCCAAAGGACAGCUGGCUUGGAGCAGGAGAUUGAGAGCUUGAAAAAGAAGUUAGCUGCUUGCACAAGAGAUAAUCUAAAUCUUCAAGAGGAGCUUUCAGAGGCUUACCGAAUCAAAAGCCAACUGGCAGAUCUACAUAAUGCAGAGGUUGCAAAGAAUAAGGAGGCAGAGAAGCAGCUGAAAUUUUUUCAAGGCUGUGUAGCUUCUGCUUUUGCUGAACGUGAUAAUUCAAUAAUGGAGGCUGAGAAGGCUAAGGAGAAGGAGGAACUCAUGUCACAAAAAUUUAAUGAGUUUCAGAAGAGGUUAGAAGAGCUUACCUCAGAUUGUCUUGAACAAAAGAGACAAAAUGAAGCACUGCAGAUUGAUCUUGCAAAGCAAGAAGAGCAGAAUGAAAGUCUCAAGAAGGUUGCCAACAAGUUCUAUGAGAUCAGGCAGCAUUCUCUUGAAGGAUUUGAGGAUGCAAGUUGGGAAGAUAAAUGCACUUGGCUGUUGCAUGACUCAAAAGAAAUGUGGAGUUAUAAUGACGCCUCCACCUCUAACUACAUAAGUGCAUUAGAAGAAGAGCUGGAGCAAGUGAGGAAAUCUGCGGAUAAUCUUCAAAGUAAAUUACGAGUGGGGUUGGAAAUAGAAAAUCAUUUAAAGAAGCAAGUUCGUGAACUAGAAAAGAAGCAGAUUCAACUGGACAAAAUGGUAAUGAAUGGGAUUGCAGGGUUACGCCACUACCAUUCUGAGCACAGAGGUCACAUCAUGAAUUUACUGAAUGAGGGGAAAUUGCAUAUGAAAUCAACUAUGGAUAUGCUAGAAGAAAAGAUAGGAGAAACCUAUGGGAGCAAAGAGCAGAAUUUAAGGCCUUCUCAGAGAGUCAUUGAUCUGGAGGAAAAUGAAUGUCGAGAUGUACACAUAAGUAAUGACAUUGGCUCAGCUUUGAUAUCUGAGGAAGUUAAACAUGGCUUACAUGAUUCUGGGGAUAAUGAAGAAGAGAAUAGCUCUGAAGCUCUUGCUCAGGCCCUGCAAGAGAAGGUUGCAGCAUUGUUGCUUUUAUCUCAGCAGGAAGAGAGACAUUUACUGGAGAGAAAUGUGAAUGCAGUUCUUCAGAAAAAAAUGGAGGAGCUUCAGAGAAACUUACUGCAGGUCACAAAUGAAAAGGUUAAAGCUCUCGUGGAGUUGGCACAGUUAAAGCAGGCAUAUCAGCAAUUACACGAGAAAAUUAGCCAUGGGAUACAAGAAGGAAAUUUAUCAAUUGACAAAGUGGAGAGAAGGCACUUCACUCAUGAUAAAGAUGGAAGGUUAAGAAACCUGCUUAAAAGGACAUAUCUGAAACGUUGGAUGGGUACAUCAGGUAUUGGUGUAAAUGAAGAGGAAGCUCACCUAAACAAUGAAGGGAAUUUCUCCAGCCGAACGCAUAGUAGCAUUGAUUUUGCCAGGAUGAAGAUUGAAAAUGCCACCCUUAAAGAGAGCAUGGAAAGUAUGGAGCACCUGACUUCUUCAAUUCAUAGACUUCGUUGUGCUCUUCUAAAGGUCAAAGAGUCAGCUGCAUGUGAAGGUACAUGUGUUGGCGUAUUAGAAGCUCUUCAUGAUAUCGUGUCUGAGGCCAAACUCUUGAAGACUGCCUUUGGGAGCUCAUUACCCAUUAGCUGGUCGGCUGAGGCUGUUGAUACAUCAACUGGCGGGAGCACCCACAAUGAGCCAGGUGAUUUAGAUGAGGACUCUAGCUACGAGAAGAUGGAUUCUGUUUCUGCUGCAGGAUUUGAAAUGGUGGAGCUUCUGAUACUUGCAGCACAGAUACUAGAAGCCUAUUCUACCAAACAAGGUUUGAGAGAUGCAAGUUGAUUCUAUCCUGGUCUGCUAGUUUCUGGCUAAUACCAAGCAUGAAGCACGUCAGAAGUUGUAUGGAACGAAGGCAUGGUUGCCCAACUGGAGGUGCUAAAAAAGGAAAAUCUCUCCGUGAGGGAAGAAAGUAGACUUGGCUCAAACAUGAAGGAAGAGUAUCCUACUUGUGCAUUAUAGUUGAUACAAAAUGACAUACAGUAUCUUGUGAUACACAUUUUAAACCUCUUUGUUAUAGUGAUUUUGGUGCCAUGCGGGGUGAGUCUUUCGAAGUUUCAUUCUGUAUUUCCAGUGUGUAUAUAUAUAUAUAUAUAUAUAUGGUUAGAUGCUUGCGAAUGUACAGUUUUAUCAAAUGGGUUAAGAUUAUUGCACAGAAGUUGAAUGAAAUCUUUCUGGUGUUAAUCUA